Molecule: messenger RNA, 1633 nt
Organism: Anthonomus grandis grandis
Lineage: Eukaryota; Metazoa; Arthropoda; Insecta; Coleoptera; Curculionidae
Product: GTP-binding protein Rhes
Exons: 6
Coding region: 297-1319 (340 amino acids)
Molecular function (GO): GTP binding; GTPase activity
Source: RefSeq, a predicted model, not a curated record
GCUCGGACAUCGCGAAGUUUUUAGUUAAUUUGUGAUCGUUUCUCCCCAAAAAAAAUAUUUUUUUUUCAAAAUUUUCGAUUUUUUAAAUUUUAUGAAUUUUUUUUUUUUAUUUAAAAUUUAGUGAGGGGGAUCGUAAGAACGGUUUGUCUGACACUUAGUUGAGUAGAGGCGAGGGUGACUUCUUUGUUCCUGAUUAAGAUUUUUUUCGUUAUUUAAAUUUAAAUGUUUAGACUAUCCAGUUAUGCCAUCCAUCGGUGAAGGGAUCAUCGUGAUCACGGUCGUCGAUCAUCAGUACCAUGAAUUUCAGUUUGUGCACCAGCUGGUUCUGCACUAAACCGGAACAAGAAAAAUCGACGAAUAAUCACGCGAGCAGCAACAACCAUCACCAGGAGUACCAGGCGGUGGUCACUUCUGGACCUGGUCCUAGCCCGGCCAGUUCCAGUUCUUGCGAUGACGUAGUACCGCCAUCGAAAAAUUGUUUUAGGCUGAUCAUGUUGGGAUCGGCAAGAACGGGGAAAACCUGCCUAGUUUCCCGCUUCCUUGGCGCUAAAUUCCACGAAAACUACACUCCAACCAUUGAAGACUUCCAUCGAAAACUUUAUAGGAUACGUGGGGAAAUUUAUCAGCUGGACAUCUUGGACACCUCCGGGAAUCAUCCCUUUCCCGCCAUGAGACGAUUAUCAUUUCUUACAGGCGAUUUGUUCGUGAUCGUCUUCAGCAUGGACAGCAGAGAGACCUUCGAGGAGGCCAUAAGGCUUCGGGAGCAAAUAAUCGAGACGAAAGUGAACGCGGGGGCGGCGGGCAGCAGUGGCGGCGGACUAACAAGGAAAAAAGUUCUGCCCAGGAUCCCGAUGAUAUUCGCCGGGAACAAAUGCGAUAAGGAAAUGAAAACUGUGACAUGUGACGAGGUCCAAGCCUACUGCGACACGCAGGAUUCCUGCUGCGCGUUCGUCGAAACGUCAGCGAAAAAAAAUCAACAGGUGGACGAGGUGUUUUACCAAUUAUUCGCGGUUGCCAACUUGCCGGGAGAGAUGGCGCCCAACCACCAUAAAAGGAUCAGCGCCAACUUCGGGGCGCCGUGCCCCCUGCCGCCCCCCAACCCCUCGCACCUGUCCAAGAAGUACCAUCUGUCGGUGAAGAGGAGACUGAGCGACGCCUGUGGGGUUGUAGCCCCAAACGUAAGAAGACCAAGCAUAAGAACUGACUUAAUGAUAAUGCGGACUAAAACGUAUAAUUGUGGUGAGGGGGGCAGCGCCCACGGGUCCCCCCUGGCCAACUGGCGACGGAACAAUAAUAGUGGUUCUUGUGUGCUGCAGUGAGUUUUUUUUUAAUAAAAGUGGAGUUUGAUGAUGUGGGGCCAGAAUAUCAAAAAAAAAAUAAAGAAAAAUUAAGGAAUAUUAAUUAUUUUAAGUAAGAGAUGAUAAUAUAUGUGACAUAUACAGGGUUUCUUAGGAGACAUUUGUAAUUAAAUUGGUUAUUUUUUGGAUGAUUGGUUUUAGGCCCUGUAUUUGCUUUUUAGAGGCUCCAAUGUAAAAAUGAGAUAGAGAGCAAGUUCACUUUGUUUUUCCUGUAUGCAAUUUACUCUUUUUUUAGUGGUAUAACUUUUGUAUGCAAUAAAUUGAAAAUUGCUUGA